This is a messenger RNA of Bactrocera tryoni, 927 nucleotides long. Its product is annotated as mitochondrial inner membrane protease subunit 2. The transcript is spliced from 2 exons. Gene Ontology annotation, molecular function: serine-type endopeptidase activity. NCBI's taxonomy places the organism in Eukaryota, Metazoa, Arthropoda, Insecta, Diptera, Tephritidae. Gene Ontology annotation, biological process: mitochondrial respiratory chain complex assembly. The record is from RefSeq and is a predicted model, not a curated record. Gene Ontology annotation, cellular component: membrane; mitochondrial inner membrane peptidase complex. Bases 240 to 755 code for a protein of 171 amino acids.
AAAAACAUUAGUGAAUGAAACAAACAGAACUUUUCUUAGAUAAGAAUAUGUACAUACAUACGUAUUUCUGCGUUUAUAGUCGAAGAAAAAAUGGAGCUGUUAGCUCCACUUGGAAAUUAUUGCAAAAUCUAAUAAAAAUACCCUUUAUAUAUGUAUAUUUUAUAUAGACAAAAAACAUAUUAGCAUACCAAUAAUAAGUGUGGAAGAGGUGCUGCUAAUUUUCGCAAACGUUUUGUUUAAUGGCCUUUCGUAAAUUUAUAAAAUCUGUACUGCUAGGGAUUCCCAUUGGUGUAACGUUUCUGGAUUGUGUUGGCUAUGUCGCUCGAGUGGACGGAAUAUCUAUGCAACCAGCCCUUAACCCAGAUGCCAGCCAAACAGAUUACGUUUUCCUAUCUCGCUGGGCUGUGCGUACAUGCCACGUGGAUCGCGGCGAUAUCGUUUCACUUAUUUCUCCGAAGGACCCCACACAAAAGAUAAUAAAACGUAUAGUUGGACUACAGGGUGAUGUCGUUUCUACGUUGGGUUACAAACAUGAAAUAGUGCGUAUACCAGAAGGUCAUUGUUGGGUAGAAGGGGACCACACGGGCCAUUCGCUGGAUAGUAACACUUUCGGACCUGUAGCGCAGGGCUUAUUAACAGCUCGAGCGACGUUCAUUGUUUGGCCUCCAGAACGCUGGCGUCGACUACAAACUGAGUUACCUCGACGUCGUAGACCCAUCCAAAUAGCCAAGUCAGCAAGUUACUACAGUCAAUAGCAACAUUAAUUAGGGCAGUGAAGUCCAAGGUACUUUCGCAUCCAUUUUCAGCGUUAUACCAGCUUUAAUUAAGAGUCCUGAAAGUGUUAUAUGUAUAUAAAAUUAAACUACAGUUUGAAUGUUAUAAAUUUAAAGAACAUAUGUGUGCGAAUGUUUGAAAAACAGUUAAAAA